Messenger RNA from Chlamydomonas reinhardtii, 3260 nucleotides. RefSeq lists its product as uncharacterized. NCBI's taxonomy places the organism in Eukaryota, Viridiplantae, Chlorophyta, Chlorophyceae, Chlamydomonadales, Chlamydomonadaceae. The record is from RefSeq and is a predicted model, not a curated record. Bases 225 to 2366 code for a protein of 713 amino acids. Gene Ontology annotation, biological process: transmembrane transport. Gene Ontology annotation, molecular function: choline:sodium symporter activity. Gene Ontology annotation, cellular component: plasma membrane. The transcript is spliced from 8 exons.
GAUAGUUACAGACUCUCACUCGGCCUUUGUGCCCAGAGCCUCUGCCUAGACCGUCUCGGGGUGCUCUCAAUAUUGAGGGCUGAGAUUACACCCGCCGAACCUGCUCGGGGUAAUACCCGCGGAGGGAAGACGAAGGCAAUCUAACUUGACCUGCACACGUCGGUGGAGCUGUCAGACCCGCAUUUUUCCUUGGAGCGAGUCGCUGCCCUUGAAAGCUCUAGAAAAUGGCCAACACAAACGUGGCUUAUCCCGUUUUGGGGGUUUACUUGCUUCUGGUCCUGGGCGCCGGCCUCCUUGCGGCGUUCGUGAACCGCAUCCACCUCCGCAAGGGCCAUGGCGACAAGGUGCGCGAGCACUUCAUGGCCGGCAAAGGCUUAGGCACAUUCGUAUGGUUCUGGACGAUGAUGGCGACGCUAUUUUCGGGCUACUCGGUUUCCGGUAUUGUGAACGAGGCCUACGGAACCGGCUGGAUGGCCACUCGCUGGAUUCCCGGCGGUGUGGGCCUCUAUAUUGCCUUUGCCGUCAUGGCGCCGCGCAUCCACGCAGUCGCCAAGCGCCGCGGCUACUUUACUAUGUCUCAGGUCCUGUUUGACCGCUUCUCCGGACCCAGCAGCUGCCACUGGAUUAUCCCGCACAUCAUCGCGCUGCUGGCGUUCUUCUGCCUGCAGCUGCCCGUGUUCACCUACCUGAUCACCCAGUUCCAGUCGCUGGGCCGCGAGGUGCGCACCUUCACCGCCGGCGACAUCAGCGCCACCACCGCCAUCUGCGUGGCCGCUUCGGUGCUGCUCAUCUGCGACCUGCUGGGCGGCAUGCGCGCCGUCGCCUUCACAGACGUGCUUCAGGGCGUCGUGCUCUUCUGCGGCUCCAUCAUUUUCCUGGUAAUCCAGAAGACCGAGCUUGGCGGCUUUGAGGAUGCCCACAACUACUGGGGCAACCCUGCCAAUGUGGCCAAACCGCGUGUUUGGAACAUGCAGCACGUGCCGAACGAGGUCAACCAGGUCAGCUACUUUGACUUCGUGUUCAAGACCACCGCGGCCGCCACCAUGUUCCCCCACCUGACGGCCCGCCUGUUCGCGGCCAAGGACGCCAAGGUCAUCCGCAAGGGCAUGUCGAUGAUGGUGUUCACCUUCUUUGUGGUUCAGUUCUCGUCCAUGAUCACCGGCUGGGUGGCCAUCGCCGCCCUACCCGUGCUGCCCAAGGGCUCCUCGGCCUUUGGCGCCAUGCUGCUGCUUGUCGCCCAGCAGGGCACCGGCCAGGCCGUGGUGUCUGCGCUGCUGCUGGCCUCCGCCAUCUGCGCCAUGAUGUCCACCGCCGACUCUGCGCUGCUGGCCUGUAGCAGCAUGUGGGUGCGCGACCUGUACACCAAGUACUUCCGCCCCCACGCCAGCGAGAUGGAGCAGCUCAUCUUCGGCAAGGUCGUGGCCAUCAUCGCGCUGGCCAUCGGCGUACUGCUCGGCAACCUGUCCAUUGAGACCGGCAAGCCCGACCUGUCGGGCCUGUUUGCGCUGCAGAACGUGACGCCCAUCCACGUCGUGCCCGCCGUCUGGCUGGGCCUGCACUGGCGCGGCCUGCGUGGCGAGGCGGUGCUGGUGGGCUUCGUGACCGGCCUGGGUGUGACGCUGGGCAUUGUGUUCUCGGACAAGAACAUCUCGCGCUCGGUGGGCUCGGACAUGACCGCGAGCGGCCUGUCGUCGGCCUGGAUCGGCUUCUGCAUCAACAUCGCUCUCGUCAUCUCCAUCGGCAGCCUGAUGCAGUUCUUCCCGCGCCUGUUCCCCUGGAUCAAGCCGCUGCCCCCGCCCGCCGAGGAGGAGGAGACUGCCCCCGAUAGCGGCGACACCGACGCCGCCUCGCAGGACUCGCAGGACGCCAUCGCCAUUGCCGCCAACGAGGCCGCCAUUGCCGCCGCUAAGGGCAUUGAGGCGCCCGAGCUGCCGCCCGUCCCCGUCGACGCUGCUGGCCACCACACCAUCCCCGCCGGCCACCACGCCGGCGAGCAGUACAGCGCUUUUGUGCCGCGCUGGUUGGACAUUGGCACCCGCCGCGACAAGACCUUGAACCCUUACUUCUGGACCUUCAUGGGCAUUGUGCUGCUCUUCACCGUGCCCUUCUACCGCCCGCCCGGCUCCAAGGACGGCUACGUCGGCUCCAUCGGCGCCUGGCCCUUCACCUCGCUGUUCCUGUCGGGCAUCCUGGCCAUCUGCGGCUCCGUCACCUUCCUGUACUUCUGGACCGACUACCGCCCCAUCAAGGAGUCCGUCGCGCCCGGCAUGUUGCCGCCGCAGGAGGUGGUGGUCGCGGAGCCGGGCGCCGAGAACGGAGCGGCAGUCAGCGUGGUGGCGGCCGCCGCAGAGCCCAUCAAGGCCUAGGCUUCCUCUCUCGCCUGGCGAUGUGGCCUCGGGGUCAGUGGCAGGCUGUACGGCUGCGUGGAACCGUACAUGGCAGGCGCUGGUGGGGUGGCAAUGGCAGUGGCGGUGGCGGCGUGAUGUUCGCGGAGAGCGGGGCGUGUGACCAUGGGCGGGGUUCGAGAGCAUGUGGGGCGGGGGCAUGAUUCUGGCGUUGUGUUGCAGUUCAAGACAGCAAUAAAGGACAUAGCUUUUUGGAUGUGUCGUGUAUACGUACGUGAUUGAGCCCAGCCUGAAAUUGCAUUGGCGUGCGGUUUCAAUGAUGGGCGGGUGUCCCGACAUCACCUUGCGCAUGGUGAUCAGAUAGUGUGAGGGGUGCGUGGGACGACCGCGGCCUGUGUCCGGCUCGUGUGUAUGUUGGAUCUGGUGUGAAUGAAGAGAUAUUGCUGUGCUGCUCGAAUGCCAGGGAAUGCGAACCUCUCCCCGAAGAACAUAUGUGCGCUUGUACUCGGCAACUGUGGUGUCAUGCAGUCGCGAAUGCACGGUUUGCUCCACUACUAACAGAAUUGUCGUUCACGCUGACGCUUCGGAAUAUGUAUGAAAGGCCAUCAGGCCUCCGUGGGGGGAUGCAAGUUGCCUGCGUUUCCUCAUUUGAAACUAUUGCGCAUGUGAAACAUGCUUAUUAUGUCAGCGGACGCGAGUGCCGAAUUUGGUAUCUGCUGGUGAUACCGUGGACCGCGCAGCGGUUCAAGGAUGCACAGUUUGCAGGACGGUGUGCGCGGCGCUGCCGCGUGGUUGGGCUCUGUGGUGUGGCCUUGCUCCACAUUCUGUAAAAUCUGUUGUCGCCCGUUCUAGUUGUGCUUGUUAUGGGAACGCGCCGAGUGUGAAAGAGCCCCGGAUGACCCCGGUCGGCUGGAC